Messenger RNA from Panicum virgatum (switchgrass), 4908 nucleotides. RefSeq names its product protein TRIGALACTOSYLDIACYLGLYCEROL 1, chloroplastic-like. The transcript is spliced from 9 exons. The coding region runs from base 128 to 1144 and encodes 338 amino acids. Gene Ontology annotation, biological process: phospholipid transport. The record is from RefSeq and is a predicted model, not a curated record. Gene Ontology annotation, cellular component: ATP-binding cassette (ABC) transporter complex. NCBI's taxonomy places the organism in Eukaryota, Viridiplantae, Streptophyta, Magnoliopsida, Poales, Poaceae.
UUGUCCCACCCACAGUCGCGAGCCGCCUCCUACGUCCGACCACCACGCCACGCCAUUCCCCAUCUCUUUCUCCACCCACCACCCCCACUCAGACUCACCGCCGAGCCGAUCUCCGACGACCGCCGCCAUGUCGUCCGCCGCUGCGCUCCUCCUCCGUCCCACCUCCGCCACGACGCGCCCGCUCCUCCACCUACCCAGCCCCAAAUCCUUCGUCCUCCGCCUGCACCCGUGUCGCCGCCGCCUGCCCGUUCCGCGCCUCUCCCUCAUGCCCGCCACCUCCAGCAGCAGCAACAAUUCCCCUCCCCCGCCGUUCCCUCCGCCCCCCUCGCCUGAGCCCGCGGCCCCGCCUUCCGCGUUCGCACAUUGGACCCCGCCGCGCGCCAUCUGGCGGGGCCUCUCAGCGCUGCUCCUCGCGGGGCAGGUCUUCCACCGCGUCCUCACGGGCCGCGUCCACCGCCGCAACCUCCUGGCGCAGCUCCGUCGCGUGGGUCCAGGGAGCGUGGGGGUCGCGCUCCUCACCGCCGCUUUCGUCGGCAUGGCCUUCACCAUCCAGUUCGUGCGCGAGUUCACGCGCCUCGGCCUCCACCGAUCCGUCGGCGGCGUCCUCGCCCUCGCGCUCGCGCGCGAGCUCUCGCCGGUCGUCACGGCCGUCGUCGCCGCCGGCCGCGUCGGCUCCGCAUUCGCCGCCGAGCUCGGCACCAUGCAGGUGUCCGAGCAGACCGACACCCUCCGCGUCCUCGGCGCCAACCCCGUCGACUACCUCGUGGUACCCCGCGUCCUCGCCUGCGUGCUUGCGCUCCCGGUCCUGACACUGAUCAGCUUCGCGCUUGGCCUCGCCUCCUCGGCAUUCCUGGCCGACUCUGUCUUUGGCGUCAGCGUCAGCAUUAUUUUGGAGUCGGCUCGCAGGGCGCUGCGGCCUUGGGACUUGAUCAGCUCCUUGCUGAAAUCUCAAGUGUUUGGAGCCAUUAUCGCGGUGGUGAGCUGUGCCUGGGGUGUCACAACCCAUGGCGGAGCCAAGGGUGUUGGCGAGUCUACAACAUCUGCAGUGGUCGUUUCUCUGGUUGGGGUUUUCAUUGCAGAUUUUGCUCUGUCCUGCCUGUUCUUCCAGGGUGCUGGUGAUUCACUCAAGUAUGCAAUGGGUUGAGGCAGGGUCACUGCAGAGGAAAUUUUUGCUUUGUAGGAGUGUAGCAUAAUCUUGUACAUUAACAAGAAUGGUGCAGUAGAUUCAAAUAGGCGAACAUUGCAACAUCAGCCACUCUCCAGGUGACAUGCAUUAGUUUUCCCCCCUGAUAUCCACAAGAGGUCAUUUACUGUUUUGUUAUGCCUUUGUUAUGCUAAACUGCCGCUCGAUUAUUUGAGAUUGAUUCAUGUGUAACUUAUUCACGGAACUAUUGGUCGAACCAGUGUAACACAUACUAAUUUAAGUAUAAAGAAAAUCUGGUCAUUGUCUGCUUAGGGCAGCUAUGUAAAUACAGACUGCUUCAGAGAUCUGCUGCUUUCAGAACAGAACAAUGAAAUAAUAUUGUUGUGCCUGGAAAAGCACAUAUACUCCUAUUAAGAACAUUGCUUUGACAGCAGUGCAGAUAAUCUUGCCUCCUUAGCAUUACGCAUCCAUGGAUGAUAAGACCUGAAAUAUUUUGUUAGCAACUCUGGAAAAUAAGGUGGUUGGACAGCCUUGUUUAUUGAAAAAAAAAUCAGUGCCUCUAGGUUCCAAUAUGAAUUGUCAGAUUAAUGGAUGUGCGAGACAUGGCUGUACUCUGCAAGAUAUUUUUUUUAAAAAAAUCCAGCAAGAUAAUGGUACAAUUGAAAAUUGUUAGAACAAUAUCCUAGAUGUUUUAUUCUUUGGGGUGACUACGUGCUGGAAGUCCCCAGUUGAGUGUGCAUACUAUUGGUAUCAUAGAUGCUUCAGGUGAUUAGCUGUUAUUAUUGCACAUUUCACCUUUGAUUUGAACGUACACCUCUAGAAUAAAGCUUUGGAAAGUUCUGUAAUUCUUGGUAAACCAAUUUUCAUGUUGCCAGCCCUUGCAUCAUUAGGACAUGUCUCUACCUCUCUGGAAUGACGAAUUGGACUGUUUCAUCUUCACUUAUUUGGUUAAAUUUCACAAUUAUUUGUUUGUCAUGCUACUUAGGUAGGUUCUACUCUUCAAGUUAUGUACUAUUGUCCACAUGAUUACUGCCUCAUCUGGACAUGUCUCUGGAAUAAUGAAUUAGACCGUUUCACCGUCAUUUAGUUAAUUUUCACACUGUGGUCCUUGAUUUGUUUGUCAUGCAAAUUAUUCCUUUCAUUCCAAAUUAUUCCAAAUCACUCCUUUCGGCCUCCCCCUCGCCCUCAGCUCUCACCUCCCCCACACCCUCGAAUCUUAUCCGCGGCUGGCGCAAGCCUUUCCCGUCGUCCCUGACCGGUGGCCCCUCCCCGACCGGCGGUCCUUCCCCAAUCGGCAGCCUCUCCUCGAGUGGCGAGCCUCCUCAAACGGUGGCUCCUCUCUGACCAGCAGCCCUUCCCCGAGAGGUGAGCCUCCCCGAGCGGCGGCUUUUCCCCGACGAGCCCUCCUCGACCGGCGUUUCCUCCAUGAGCGGUGUUCUAAGAAAUGCUGCUGAAAGUUUCUUCUAGAUCUGCUGUUGUUGGUUAUGUAAUUUAAUUGGUUAGUUCGGUUAUAAUCGGAACCAAACCGAACUAACCGAGACUGAAUUUUCUCUGUUCCGAGUUUUGCAAGGAACCGAUCGGUUCCAAUUUUCAGAUAACCGAAGUUCUUAGAAAACCGAACAACUGAUCGGUUCAGUUCGGUUCGGUUUAACCGAAUGCCUAGGCUGAGCUAGAAUGCCAGUCCUUGAACAAAUUAUAGCAUGAUGAGAUAUUAGAUUAGAAUUUGUUUGCGAGACAGCUUGUAAUGAGUUAUUUCGAUUCUGUAAUCAUGUAGGAUAAAUCUAUAUUACAUAUACAAUAGCGUAUAUUAAGAAUAUUAUUUUGCUUGCAGCAACGUACGGGCCAGCACCUAGUACUACUUUAUUGGGUAUUAUUAUAUAUUUCGCCCCUCCUACUGAUACAGAUCUUUUAAAUAGUUUUCACCCACCUUGUUUUAAUGUAUUAAGGAAAAAUACUUUUCAUCCUAUUCCUCUGUCGGUAAUAAGGAAUUCUUUAUAUGGAUUAUGGAUUGGUUCAGAUGAGCGAUUACAUAGGCAUGAAAAUGAAUUUCGCUCCUUUAGUGUGGUUAUAAUGGAAUGCCUAAAAAAAGAAUUACUUCUAAACUUCCUGCCUUGGAGUAAAACUCCGUCUUUUUUUUUUAAAAAAAGAGAGCAAUUGGAUAGUUUAUAUACUACACUUUGAUAUACAGCUGUCUAACAUUAACCCAAUGUAACUUUGUAGGAAUGUACGUGUAUAAAGCAAUGCUUACCAUCUAUGGUACCAACAAGCUACAACUACUAUGGAAUGUUAUAUCCUGCAUACUGCUCUUCUAUGCUUUCUUCAAUUUUGAUUCACCGCAUAAGAUCCACCUUGGCAAGAAAACUUUCGACUUCACCAUAUCGGCUUCUAGGUUGUUGCAUGAGAUCCGCUCGAAUUCAAGACGUGUUCAGGAAAAGGUGGAUAAUGAACAGAGGUUUGCAGAGAUCACCCAGAACAUUACCAACAUUGCUGCAAAUGUGACGUCUGGAUGGAGCAUUUUGAAGGAAGAAUUCACAUUUCCUGCUAGGAAUGCCCCUUUCAAUAGCUGUCAUGCUUCCACUAUUGUACAGAUUGAUGAAAGCAAUUUUUUGGUGGCAUAUUUUGGUGGAUCCAUGGAAGGUGCUCCUGAUGUCAAAAUUUGGUUGCAGAGAUAUAGUGGUGGUCACUGGCAUCCUCCGGUAGUGGCUGAUGAGCAAUUUGGGGUGCCUAUGUGGAAUCCUGUUUUGUUUCAGCUUCCCUCUCGUGAGCUACUUCUCUUCUACAAGAUUGGUCAAGAAGUCCAGAAGUGGAGUGGUGCCAUGAAAAGAUCGUUGGAUGGCGGCAUAACCUGGUUACCAAGAGAGCAGCUACCACCUGGUAUCCUUGGUCCAAUUAAGAACAAGCCUUUCUUGCUUGAAGAUGGCCGCCUACUAUGUGGAUCAUCAGUUGAAAGCUGGAACUCUUGGGGUGCAUGGCUUGAGGUUACACAAGAUGCUGGGCGGACAUGGAGAAAGUAUGGCCCUAUAUAUUUGGAUGGGCAACCACUUGGGGUGAUCCAGCCAGUUCCCUACCGUACUGCAAAAGGGGUUAUUCGAGUUCUACUGCGAUCAUUUCAGACAAUAGGCCGCAUCUGUAUGGCUGAUUCCUUUGAUGGUGGUGUGACAUGGAGUUUUGUGCGAGGGACUCAGCUUCCGAACCCAAAUUCUGGUAUUGAUGGAGUAAAGAUGAAGGAUGGAAGAGUGGUGCUUGCCUACAACACCUUCUCCAGAGGAACGCUCAAACUUGCGGUCUCCUUGAAUGAUGGUGAUUCUUGGAACGAAAUGAUGACAUUGGAGGAUACCAGUGGUAUGGAGUUCUCAUAUCCUGCAGUGAUUCAAACCAUGGAUGGUCUUAUACAUGUGACAUACACAUACAACCGGACACAGAUUAAGCAUGUUGUUGUUAAGCCCGGUGCCACAGUGAAUUGAGUCUGCAACCACGGGAUGAUUAUGGAUUGCAACCUCGAGGAACUUAAAAACUUGUCCAGCAACUUUGUCUGACCAUUACAUCAUACGGGCUAGACUAUCUUUUAUUUCGCUUCUCAGUUAGGCUUGUUGCUAAAGAAGCGUUUUCAACUACAUUUUAACAGAAUAUUUUCGAGCUUUCUUCUUAAUAUAUUGAUACGCAGCUCUCCUGCGUGUUCGAGAAAAACAGAAUAUUUUCGAGGCACAAAUUAUACUGUAAAAAAUUGCUAAAUAUAUGUUUGAAAUGGAAAGAUUAACCCGCUA